AUGGCCGAUGAGGUUGUGGCUGAUGUGGUUGUGGGCGAGGAGCCCGAGUCAGACUCGGACAGCGAAACGGUCGCGCAAUCCGUUGCCGUGGUGGCUGGCGAAGCGCCCGAUUCUUCCGAGGAUGAAGGACUCGAGGAACAAACCUCGGCUCCACCAGCCAAUAACGUGCUGGCCGGUGAAGCCCCUGACAGCGACGAGGAUGAGGAUCACGCAGCACCGUCAACUGGUAGCGUGCUGACCGGCGAAGCACCUGAUAGUGAUGAAGAUGAAGUCGAAUCUGGCGCUGCUCUGCCCGGCCCCGUUAUUACUGGCGAAGAGCCAGAGAGUGACAGCGACGUGGAGCUCUCUGGCGCCGAGGCGUCGACGCCACAUGCGGACACCAACGACAACGCAGCCCUGCAAGCUGCUCGAGGACACACUGGCGCGUCAGGGACAACGAGCCGCUCCACCGGUAACGACGGUCGGCUCAACGAAAGCGAAGUUUCCCGCACCUCCUUCGAGUCAGUGCCAUGCUUAUUAAUUGCGUGA
Molecule: messenger RNA, 528 nt
Organism: Monosiga brevicollis MX1
Lineage: Eukaryota; Choanoflagellata; Craspedida; Salpingoecidae
Exons: 1
Coding region: 1-528 (175 amino acids)
Source: RefSeq, a predicted model, not a curated record